Molecule: messenger RNA, 615 nt
Organism: Paracoccidioides lutzii Pb01
Exons: 2
Coding region: 1-615 (204 amino acids)
Source: RefSeq, a predicted model, not a curated record
AUGGAAAUCAAAUAUUCCAAGCCCGGUCCUUUCGUGCCGCAGAACCCCAGUUCAAACGUCACCGGCUUGAGCGGCCAUCCUUUCCACAACCAGAGACUCACGCGUUCCAAACGCUCACACGUUUCCAGCUGCAAAUCAUCCGAAGUGCAACAAAAUGCGCCCUGCCUGUGGCCAUGUCGGUCAACUUCUAAACUUGACAGAUGGACGCAUCGAGGUGCUGUGGAGUGGGACGAUAGGAUAGGAACGCGAAUAGUUGCGUGCUCAUGGCAUUGGCGCGGAAGUCAAGCCCCAGGUCCGAUAAGGCGAAGUGUUCUGUUCAAGAUGCGGAAGCGAGAUGGAAGUGCCGAGACAGGCCAUGAACCGUGUCACGUAGUUGUCGUCGACAAAGUGGAUGGAGAGGCGCCUGAGUUGGACGCAAGAACUGAUGAAGCGAAGCAACUAGUUGUCCGUGUGCGAGAUUGCGAAAGACACCGAAUUGCCCGCUCAUUUAGUAUUCAACCUGAAAAAGGCCGACCUUUGCAUAUCCGUCAGGCCGUUCUGCGCGAAGUUUUUCUGUCAGCCUUCAACAUGGCCAAACGGUCGCAGAAGCAGUGCAGCUGUAACCAACGAGUUUGA